GGGCGGGCGCAAGGAAGGAGUGGCGGGGCGGCUCCUUGACCCAAAGGAGAGAGAUUUUAAAGACGGGGGUCGAAGAGGCAGCAGAGGCGGCAAAUAAGGACGUCGGACGGAGUGGGAGACCUUUAAACCGUUUUAAGAAUCGCCCAGAAAUCUGUACCGAUUCUCGUACCGUCUGUGAAAGAGAGAGGCGAGAGCAGACGACAGGGUGGAAGCGAGGAGGACAGGAGAAGUCCGACGAAGGAACCGAGGGGAACAGAAAAAAGACGAGAGAGAGAGAGAGAGAGAGAGGGAAGCAAGGAAGGAAGUAGAAAAAGGUAAUUUCUAGCCAUUUUUUUUAAGGAGUAACAGAGCUGCGCAUUCAGUAAAGAACAAAUAGAUAAAAAGGGGAGAAUUGAAAAAUAGAAAAGUCAGAAGAGGAGGAGGAGGCUGGCGGUGUCCUGCACACAGUAGAAGAAAAUAACUGUGUAACAGGAAAGCAAGGAGAGAGAAAGAUAAAUACAUUUUCCAGGGCUGUGUAGGAAAGGCCUGAGAUCCCCAUGGCGGCCCCGACGGGAGUGGAGCACUUUGCCGAGGACCUGAUCUGCUCCAUCUGCCUGGAGCUCUUCCGGGACCCCGUGAUGCUGGAAUGCGGGCACAACUAUUGCCAGCCUUGCAUCGCCCGCUACUGGGCAGAGGUGCCCGGCGGCGGAGGCAGCGGCGGCAGCAGCAGCAGUAGCAGCAGCGACGGGGAGGACGCGCCUCUGCCCACGUGCCCGGAGUGCCGCCGGGAGAUCCCGGGGGGGAAAUUCACGGCCAACCGCGUCCUGGGCCAGCUGGCGCGGAAGACCCUGGAGACUCUGUCCGCCCGGGCGAGUGACGAAGACGCCGAGCCCGACGGGCUGCUGGACGACGAAGUGCAGGGAGAGCUGCGCUUCUGCGCCGACGACGGCUGCCUGGUGAGGGCGCUGCAGCCGGAUCACUGGGGGCACCAGUGCAUCCCUUUGGACGGGGCUGUGGAGCGCUACAAGGUCGGUAGGCGGCGCUCAAGCAUCCUAUAGUGCUAGAUCAUAGAAUCCUAGAGUUGGGUUCCAAGGGUCAUCUAGUCCAACCCCCUGCAAUGCAGAAAUCUCAGAUAAAGCAUCCAGGGUGGAUCAGACUUCCCCCAUCCUAGUGCCAUCCAGCUGCCUUUGAAUACUCAAAUGUGGAAGAACUGUGGACUGGGUUCAGUUACUGAGCCUGAAAACAACCCCCUAGCUUCCAAACCCCCAGCCUAGGCUUUUAUUUAACUGUGAGUCUUUGGGAGAUCUUGGGGUUUAAAGGGGGGAAAAUGGGCUAGAUCUGACACUCAUCCGCUUUUAGGCAAUGAUGCCUAUUACUUAACUGGCUUCCAAAAAAUGGCAAGACAGCAGGGCUGAACUGGGUGGCUGUGGUGCUUCUGUUUAUUGCACUGAGCGGGACCUGGGAUUUCUGCCCCAAACUUCUACCCUGUUGCACAACCGCCUGUUGUUGCUGGCUGCAGUAGCCUGUUGUGCCACUAGGGGGUGCCAUGCCAUUUCGCUACUUGCACUGCGUAGGACCGUCCAGUUUUCAGCGUCAGUCAAUGCAACCAGAAUUCUGCUUUGCCGGACGUUAUAGCUUAAUUUUUGCAGCUCAGCAAAUUUGUAUACCACCCUUCGUCUGUAGAGCUCAGAGUGGUACUCAACAUAGAUAGGAAAGAGCUGACCUUUGGGUCUCUUAUAUAUUAGCUUAAUAUGUGUGGGGAGUUUAAGAGAAAGAAAGAAGAAUAAGCUUCACGAAGCUUUUAAGCAAUGAGUUCCUUACCUUUUGGUCUGAUGUGUUGCAAUCUCCAUGGGGCUGUUCCCCAUGAUUAAUCUGAAUGUGCAAUUUAUUCUAUGAUACCUAUGAUACCUGUGGGUCUCAGAGUGGAAGAAUGGCUCACACAUCACCUGACCAUUACUCAUUUUUGAGAAAAAAAGGAUGCCUGUUACUUGAGCCUUGAGCUCAGUUUCACAACUCUAGGCAAACAGUCUUUCCUAGAUGUGAUUCAGAGUUGCACAUGAUCAUCUCAAGCUGCUUUAGCUGUAUGUUUCCAAACAUCUCCCCUAGCUGUGAUGCCCUGGAGUCGGCUGCAAUUCACUCAGUGGAUCCCUUCAGUUUCAGGUCCAGGUACCUUGCCACUCUUUGGACUGCUUCCCUGACUACUCCUCCUCCUCCUCCUCCUCCUCCUCCUCCUUCUUCUUCUUCUUCUUCUUAAAAAAGUUUUUAUUGUUAAAAUGAUUCAGCAUUAAUACACAUAUAUUGUGAAUAUACAAACAUACAUUUCAUACAAUCCUUAAAAAUGUUCAAACAUACCUACACUCAAUCCCACAGAUAAUUCCUUUUCCCAUCACCAUCCACCACCCCUCACCCCACCUUUGUGUUAGACUUCCAAUCUACUCAACUGCAAUUUCUUUCCACUUCUAUUACUUUCUUUCACACACCUUUAACCUAAUUUCAUGCUUCUUUUUCUAUUACACAUUGUUAUCCAUCUUAUUUGGUAUUCCAGUAUUUAAAACGGAACUUGUUUAUUCUAAUAAGAAUUCUGAUUUUUCAAUAUGGUUUUGCAAGUAUCCUUUAAACACCUUCCAGUCCCUGUCUAUCUUCUCUUUUGAGAUCCUUCCAAUUUCUCCCAUUGUUUUGGAUAUAUUGUAGUCCUCCCUGACUUUCUUUGUUGGUGAGCUGGUUUGCAUUAACUCUGAGCCCUGGCACCUCUGGGUGUGCAUUGCCUUCUUGCUCAAGCUGUUGCAAGCGUUGAUCACUUGUAGAGUCAUUAAAAUCAGGCGAGACAUCGCUACGUGCUGGGCAGUUGUAACUCAGGUUGAUGGAUUCGUUAAAUACAGUAUGCAGUUUAAUAAAUACAGGCUUCACUCAAAAAAUGGCAGCGUCUGGUGAAAAGGAGCACGCCAAAUUUGGAAAGGGGGUGGGAAAAGAAAGGAUUGCAGGCCAUUUAUUUUGAAGAGGGUGUCGUUCAUGUUGCUGGAACCACUUCUAAUUUAGUGUUGCUGUACAUCCAGAAUCUCCCGGACAUAGACUUCAUAAGCAGCAUCCGGGUGGAAAUCGCUGAAUUGUCUGGGAAAAUCCGGACAUAUGGCAGCCCAUGUCGGCAGUGUAGAUUUUGGUGAAUUGCGUUAAAAUUAAAGCUCAAAAUAUUGGCCAAAAACAAAACAAACAAACAAAAACCUCUUUCACUUUUUGAAACAUUGCCAGGGAGAAAGUCAUGCCCUAUUAAUAACAACAAACUGGGUGUGUUUCUUUGAGAGACGGAUCCCAGCAUAAAGUUUAUGUCUCCUCUAAUGGCAGGUAAAGUGGGCUAAUGUUGGCUUUUGGUUUUCCAGAAACUCCCCCCCCCCAAUUCCAAGCAAGCAAAAAAUAAAACAAAACCCCCUAACCAGGCUAUUGAUCGCUGUGGCUAGUGGCAACCCUACAUGAGCAGCAGUUGCCAAUGGAUUCUCAUUGCCCUUUUGUGUUCAUUCUUUGCCAUGUCUGUUUCCAUGCAGGAGGUCCUAACAGCUGCUCAGACGGUGCUGGAAUCCAGAGCCCAAGCGGCGAAAUUGCUGCAAGAGCAGAGUGCCCAGAAAUUUCCAGAAAUCUCUGUGAGUCCAAGCCUCUUUGAUGUUUCUGCCCUUGUUUCAUGGAGCCAAGCUGCAUGUUACUUUCAGCACACACGCUUUUGCUUUUUAAUGUGCAUUUAAUGCUUGGUUUGAAGUGUAAGAAAACAGCAGAAUCUAUUAAGAAACAUGUCCGAGAGGAUGACAUUAGAUGAAAUGGAACCUUAAAGUGCAAUUGCAUGUAAUUUGUGUUAUAAACAUCGAUGUCAGGUGAGCGGAAAGUCACUAGUUUUGUUGAAUUGGAAUAUAAUUGUUGAGUAACAAUUUUCUAUAUGGAAAAAAAGAAUAAAAUAUUAUUCUGAAGGAGCAUCUCCAUCCCCAUCAUUCAGGCCGGACACUGAGGUCCAGCUCCGAGGGUGUUCUGGCAGUUCCCUCACUGCGAGAAGUGAGGUUACAGGGAACCAGGCAGAGGGCCUUCUCAGUAGUGGUGCCCGUCCUGUGGAACUACCUCCCAUCAGAUGUCAAGGAGCUAAAGAACUAUCUGAUUUUUAGAAGACAUCUGAAGGCAGCCUGUUUAGGGAAGUUUUUAAUGACUGAUGUUUUAUUGUGUUUUUGAAAUUCUGUUGGGAGCCACCCAGAGUGUCUGAGGAGGCCUGGCCAGAUGAGUGGGGUAUAAUGAUGAUGAUGAUGAUGAUGAUAAUAAAUUUAUUAUUUAUACCCCACCCAUCUGGCUGAGUUUCCCCAGCCACUCUAGGCGGCUUCCAAUUGAGUGUUAAAAACAAUACAGCAUUAAAUAUUAAAAACUUCCCUAAACAGGGCUGCCUUCAGAUGUCUUUUAAAGAUAAGAUAGCUGCUUAUUUCCUUCACAUGUGAAGGGAGGGUGUUCCACAGGGCGGGCGCCACUACCGAGAAGGCCCUCUGUCUGGUUCCCUGUAAAUGAGGGAACUGCUAGAAGGCCCUCGGCACUGGAUCUCAGUAUAAGUAAUACAUUAUUAUUAUUAUUAUUAUUAAAAAAUGCAUGUAAUGUUGCUGCUACUUCUAAAUGAAGGAAAAAACAGCCAGUUCAGUCUGGGAGGGUAACUCUGGGCUGCUGGCUUCCUCCCACAAACAGUCCCUUUUCUCUAAGCACACUGGGGCUGCCAGAACAGAGCCAGUGUCCAUCGCUCACACAUCCUCCUUUCCCCACCAUUGCUGUUCCUUCUCAAGGCCCAGCGCCUCCGGCUGGAGCAGCACCUCUCGGCCCAGUUCACUGAGCUUCACCAGUGGCUCCAGGAGAAGGAGGCAGCGAUGAGGAGGGAGAUCCGGCGUGAGGAAGAGCUCCUCCUCAGCGAGCUGGAAAGGAACCAGCGCAACGGGCAGGAGCAAGUUCGCGCUGCUGAGGAACAAGUGGCCAAGAUCCAGGCACGGCUGGAGGAGCAGCUGGACCCCGAAGCCUUCCUGAAGGUCAGUGCGUCUCUGAACAAAUCUAUGGGGAGGGCAUCAUUUCUGGAUUGCAGGCAGGUAUGGUCUCCCAGAAGGGAUGCGGGUGGCGCUGUGGGUUAAACCACAGAGCCUAGGACUUGCAGAUCAGAAGGUCGGUGGUUCGAGUACCCGCGAUGGGGUGAGCUCCCGUUGCUCAGUUCCUGCUCCUGCCAACCUAGCAGUUCAAAAGCACGUCAAAGUGCAAGUAGAUAAAUAGGUACUGCUCCGGCGGGAAGGUAAACGGCAUUUCCGUGCACUGCUCUAGUUCGCCAGAAGCGGCUUAGUCAUGCUGGCCACAUGACCCGGAAGCUGUACGCCGGCUCCCUUGGCCAAUAAAGCAAAAUGAGUGCCGCAACCCCAGAGUCGGCCACGACUGGACCUAAUGGUCAGGGGUCCCUUUACCUUUUUAUGGUCUCCCAGAGGUACUUGAGAUCCUGCACAAAUCACGUAAACGAAAUAUGCUUGUGUCUCUUUGCUUUUUAUGAUCGAGCAGAAGGUAUGACAAAUCUGUACCUGUGUACAAAGGGGACGUAGGGGGAACUGUCACCUGCAAAGGAUGUGUAUUAAGAGGUGGAAAGUGGAGCCAAUGAAAUCUGCCCAUCAGGCGCGCCGAGUUUGUGGGUGCUUGGCACGUGUGUGUGAUGUCACACGCGUGCGUGAUGUCAUAUGUUGGCGCCGAAGCAGAAGGGCCCGAUGGAGCCCCCUGUCACAGCGGAAGGGCCCGACUGAAUGCCCCGCCACCACACCUUCUUGGUAGUUGUGCUCGCCCUGUGGAACGCCCUCCCAUCAGAUGUCAAGGGAUUAAACAACUAUUUGACUUUUAGAAGACAUCCGAAGGCAGCCCUGCUUAGGGAAGCUUUUAAUGUUUGAAGUUUUAUUGCUUUUUUGUUAUUAUUAUUAAUAUUCUAUUGGGAGCUGCCCAUAGUGGCAGGGAAACCAGCCAGAUGGGCAGGGAAAUUAAAUUAAAUUAAAAUAAAAUAAAAUAUAAGUAUAAAAAAAUAAUUAUUAGUUGCCCAGCCAGGCACCCAAAUUUGUGCGUGCCUUGGCACCCAUGAUCGCCCAGAAAUGGUGACUAUGCUGCCAGUGAUGCGAAGUUUGGAAGAACUGCAAACCCUUUUAGAGAGGGUGGGAUUAAUUAUUAAAUUUAUACACCUUGAGGCAUUUCACAAGAUAGAAAUUCAGAAUAAAAGCACAAAUUAAAAACUUAAAACAAAACAACCCCCCCCCCAUUUUAAAGGCUGUAGAAUAUUAAUCAGCCGAAGGCCUUUGUGAAGAGGAACGUUUUUGCCUGGUGCCUAAAGACGUAUAACGAAGGCACCAGAUGAACAUACCUGAGUUAAAGUUCCAUAACAAGCUGUAAACCACCAGAGCACUGGGUUGCUGAAAAGAAAGAGAGCUUCAACUGAAGUAAUUUUUAAAAGCUUUGAAUGUGGGGGAAGGAAACCCCCAUGGAAUAAACCAGCUCUUCCACUGAAGCCAGCAAGAGGGUUUCCUUUGCUGAGCAAGCCCUAGGCUACAGAAAGUCACCAUGACUGCCUCAAUUUAUAUAAUCCGGCUGCAGCACACAAAUCCAGUCAUCAUUUUGGAUGAGGUCAUGAGAAGACUCGUGUGACAGGCAAUUGCAUUGCUAGCUUCCGUUAGACCCAAGGGUGGAUCACCUUUUUCUGAUCAAGGACUGCAUUUCCUUCUGGUGGGUGUGGCCAGAGGCAAAAGUGGGCGGAGCAACAAAUAUGAAUCUUUGCCUUUGUACAGCUUGUUUCACACCCCAAAAAAGCUUGGAGAGCUACUUUUGGCCCCUUGCCUCUGAGGCCUGAGGUGUCCCCCCCGCUUUAGACCUUGGCUGGGAUAUUACAACCAGUUUUGUGAUGGCUUGGGGUCCAAGAUGGCCUCUCUCCAUAUGGGCUGGCCCAUUUUCUGUGACUGUCAUGGGAGGCCCAGCCCAUGGUCCUGUCGAGAGGUAUGGCCCGUGGGAUGGUGUCAUGAGGCAGGGUCUGCUUGGUGGUGGCUCUCCCGCUCAUGGAACUCCCAGCUCUGGGGAAAGUUGGCUGUCCUCGUCGUUGACAACUGUUAAGCGUCACUUGAAGAUGCGUUUAGUCAUUCAUUCAAACCUUUGGUAUAUAGACGCAGUGAGGAGUCCAUUGGCUUAAGUAUUACCGUAUUUACGGUGCCUGUAGCAUCACACUUUUGAGUUUUUAUAUAGGUUUUAGCUACUAUUUUAGUAAUGGGUGUUAUCGCGAUUGUCAUUUGCGAUGGCUGCAUGACAGUCUGGGCUCCUGUGGGAGGAAGGUAGGAAACCCAUAAGGGUGAUGAAAAAUAAUUUAAGAUGUCCUGUUUUAAGCAGCUUCUGUGAUAUCCACGAAAGUAUAUUUUAAAUGGUCAGAACAUCUCUUCAGACUCCCUUUUCCUUUUUUGCAGGACAUCAAAGCCUUCACAGAAAAGUGAGUAGACCGUACGACUGAACCUCCUGCUUCUGUUCUCAACCCUCUCAACAAACAUCUAUUUACUUAACUUCAUCUGAGGAUGUAACUAGAGCUGUGCCAGCAAUAUUGGUAGAGGGUGGACCAGGGCCUUUUGUGGCUCCUUGAUCUUCUGCCUCUCCCCAUCACUUUUUAAAACUAUUUUUAAAAAAACUCUGCUUCUAGCUUUCUCUGUCUCCUGUUUGUUUUCUACUCAUGAUCUAUGAUCCACAACUAGAGCUCAUUCCCUGCUAGAUCAGGAAUAUAACAUCAGUGCCUUUUGCAUUGAUUAAUCCACACUAGCAACUACCCCCGUGUUUGAAUAAUGUAGUAUGGCUCUUAUUUAGGAGCUACAGUGGUGCCCCGCAAGACGAAUGCCUCGCAAGACGGAAAAACCGCUAGACGAAAGGGUUUUCCGUUUUGAAGUUGCUUCGCAGGACGAAUUCCCCUAUGGGCUUGCUUCGCAAGACGAAAAUACCUUGCGAGUCUUGAGAUUUUUUUCGCUUUUCCCCCUUUAUCUAAUCUGCUAAGCCUUUAAUAGCCUUUAAUAGCCUUUUAGCAGCUAAUCCCCUAAGCCUUUAAGCCUUUAAUAGCCGCUAAACAGCUGAUAGCGCUAAUAGCGCUAAUCCGUCAAUGGGCUUGCUUCGCAAGACGAAAAAACCGCUAGACGAAGACUCUUGCGGAACGGAUUAAUUUCGUCUUGCGAGGCACCACUGUAAAUGAUCAUUAGUACAAAGAGCAGCACUUUCAGAUCUGGCCACUAGGUGGAGAUAAAGAGCAGCUUGUGACACUCAUAAUCAUGGAUUCUACUUUAUACGAUCUUUUUCCUGUUCUUGCAGAUAUUGCCCUGGUGAUGACAAAGGAUCCACACUGCCUGUGGUCGCCCGUGAGUUCAGCCUGGGCCAGUUUAAGGGCCCUAUUCAGUACAUGGUGUGGAAGGAGAUGCUGCCAGCUCUGAGACCUUGUAAGUAUCGGAGCGGUGAGGAUUUAUUGCCACAACAGCUUGGCAUAAACUGUUUCUGUGAUGCUGUGGCAAAAUCUGUGACUUGAGGCCAGAGCUGCUCUGCUCUAAUAAUAAUAAUAAUAAUAAUAAUAAUAAUAAUAAUAAUAUAUUAUGUAUACGCCACCCAUCUGGCUGGGUUUCCCCAGCCACUCUGGGUGGCUCUCAACCAAAUAUUAAAAACACAAUACAGCAUUAAACAUUAAAAACUUCCCUAAACAGGGCUGCCUUCAGAUGUCUUUUAAAAGUCGGAUAGUUGUUUAUUUAUUUGACAUCUGAUGGGAGGGCGUUCCACAGGGUGGGUGCUACUACCAAAAAGGCCCUCUGCCUGGUUCCCUGUAACCUCACGUCUCUCCGUGAGGGAACCGCCAGAAGGCCCUCAGUGCUGGACCUCUGUGUCCGGGCUGAACAAUGGGGGUGGAGAUGCUCCUUCAGGUAUACUGGACCAAGGCCGUUUAGGGCUUUAAAGAUCAGCACCAACACUGAAUUGUGCUUGGAAAUGUACUGGGAGCCAGCUUAGGUCUUUCAAGACCGGUGUUAUGUGGUCUUGGCGGCCACUCCCAGUCACCAGUCUAGCUGCCACAUUCUGGAUUAGUUGUAGUUUCUGGGUCACCUUCAAAGGUAGCCCCACGUAGAGUGCAUUGGAGUAGUCCAAGCGGGAGAUAACCAGAGCGUGCACCAGUCUGGCGAGACAGUCUGUGGGUAGGUAGGGUGUCAGCCUGUAUUCUAGAUAGAGCUGGUAGACAGCUGCCCUGGACACAGAAUCAACCUGUCCCUCCAUGGACAGCUGUGAGUCCAAAAUGACUUCCAGGCUGCGCACCUGGUCCUUCAGUGGGCUUCAGUUACCCCGUUCAGGACCAGGGAGUCCUCCACACCAGCCCGCCCCCUGUCCCCCAGGAACAGUACUUCUGUCUUGUAAGGAUCAACCUCAAUCUGUUAGCCGCCAUCUAUCCAAAAGUGUGUGUGUGUGUGUGGAAUUUUGCAUCUCUUUUGACCCUUGCCCCAUCUGAAGCAAACUGGGAUAGCUGAUCUGGUAGAGCAUGAGAACCUUAAUUUCAGGAUCAUGGGUUUGAGCCCCAAAAAUUCCUGCAUUGCAGGGGGCUGGACUAGAUGAUUCUUCCAAUUUUACAGUUUUAUGAUUCUUUGAAGUGCCAUGCCUGCUCUUGUACCAAGUGCCAGCUGAUGAAAGAUCUCCAGUUAACACAACUGGGUUGCGACUCGUGAAACCUGAGUUCUUUGUGUGGUUUAGGGUGGACAUGAGAGAAGAGCAGGGCUUUAUCUGAGGAGAUAAAGAAAUAAAGAACUAAACAACUUUUAGAAGAUAUCUGAAGGCAGCCCUUUAAACUUUUUUUAAAAAAGUUUGACAUUUUAAAAUGUUUUUAUAUGUGUCAGAAGCCACCCAGAGUGAUUGGGGCAACUCAGCCUGAUGGGCAGGGUAUAAUAAUAAUAAUAAUAAUAAUAAUAAUAAUAAUAAUAAUGCUGCCUUUAACCCAGGCUUCCUCAACCUCAGCCCUCCAGAUGUUUUUGGCCUACAACUCCCUGAUCCCUAGAUAGCAGGACCAGUGGUCAGGGAUGAUAGGAAUUGUAGUCUCAAAACAUCUGGAGGGCCGAGUUUGAGGAAGCCUGCUUUAAUCACUAUGUGGCAGGCAGAAAUUUAACAGGUUAUGCCUUUUCAAGACUGGGACUAAAAUUACAGGUAAAGUUUCUCCUGUUGACAUUGUGGCUAGAUCUACACAGCUACAAAAAAACCCGCUGUGAAAACACUCUGCGAGAAACCAUUGCAAAGCUCACAACUGAAAAUAUCACUGAGCUGCGAUUUUAGCUCUGCAGUCCCAUCCAGUGUCACAGUGUUAUAACGCAUUUAUAAGGCUGCAUUUUGACUAAUGUAGAUGAGGCCUCUGUCUGUCUUGUUGUGUGUGGCCCCUGAUUUAUCACUGGGCCCUCUACCCUACUUGCCAAAGACAAUACGAAUUUGUAUGUGAAGCAAAGGAUAUGCAGAUCAUAGCUGUCAACCUUCCCUUUGUUUGCGGGAAAUUCCCUUAUUCCAGCGCCAUUUCCCGCUGCUUCCCGCUGCUAUCCCGGAUUGUUAGAUAUCUUGUAGACUGUCCCCGGGACAGGUGAGGCUGCUGAUCCCUUAUUUUCAAAUCUGAAAGUUGACAGCAAUGAUGUAGAUACAUGUCCUCUUUGUGUAAGAAGGGUGGGGGGGCCUUGUGUAAGAAGGGUGUGCUGGGCCCAGAAAAUCCUUUUGGCACCUCUGAGGUAAAAACUGGACAGCCUGUUUAGUGUAGAUCUCUCCUGCAUCCAACAUUUCUGAAUGUAAUGUAAGGUGUCGGUAACCAUUACGUCGGUCGUAUCCCAACAGCUCCCUGUCAAAUCACCUUGGAUCCUGCCACCAACCACCCCAACCUUGUGCUCUCCAAGGACCUUGAUAGCGUUCGUCUGGAAGACAACCCUGAGGACGAGGUCCCUGACGGGCCUGAGAGGUUCAGCAAGUGCGUGUGUGUGCUGGGCUCUCAGGGAUUUACCUCAGGACGCCAUUACUGGGAAGUAGAGGUGAGGAAUAAAACCAGCUGGGACAUUGGCGUGGCCAAGGAGUCCGUCAACAGGAAGGAAGCCAAAGUGAAAGUCAAGCCCAGCAAUGGAUUCUGGGCCAUCUGGCUGAGGAACGGUAGCGAAUACAAGGCCCUUGAGUCUCCCCCCAAGCUGCUGUCCCUCAAGGCCAAGCCCCAGAAAGUCGGGGUCUACCUGGACUAUGAAGCGGGGCAGGUCUCCUUCUACGAUGCUGAUACCAUGCUCCACAUCUACACCUUUUCAGACAUCUUCUCUGAGCGCCUCUACCCCAUGUUCAGCCCUGGAGUCAACAAAGAUGGGCUCAACGGUGAAGCCCUCCACCUCCUAUCCCUGCGGGCAUAGCAAGGGCCGUACCUGGAAGUCCCAUCAAGCCCCACCAGGACGCUGUUUCAUUUGCAAACGGUCUUAAUUUAUGUUGAGUUGCUGGAUUAGAGUGGACUUGGACCAGGUGGUGCCUGGCUAGGAAACCACUGGCGCCCCAUGCAAAGCUGCUCUGAGCUUCCCAAGGAAAGAAUGAGCAGAAUUCAAAGUGUUGGUGCUGACUUUUAAAGCUCUAAACGGCCUCGGCCCAGUAUACCUGAAGGAGUGGCUCCACCCCCCAUCAUCCAGCCCGGACACUGAGGCCCAGCUCAGAGGGCCUUCUGGUGGUUCCCUCACGGCGAGAAGCAACGUUACAGGGAACCAAGGGCCUUCUUGGUAGUGGCGCCUGCCCUGUGGAAUGCCCUCCCAUCAGAUGUCAAGGAAAUAAGCAACUAUCUGACUUUUAGAAGACAUCUGAAGGCAGCCCUGUUUAGGGAAGUUUUUAAUGUUUGAUGUUUUAUUGCUAUUAUUAUUAUUAUUAUUCUGUUGGGAGCCACCCAGAGUGGCUGGGGAAACCCAGCCAGAUGGGUGGGGUAUAAAUAAUAAAUUAUUAUUAUUAUUAUAAAGGUAUAAUAGGAACUUGCAUUGUUCUGUGGUGUAUCAGAACCUGGGGCACUGCCUUGAAGGAAAUAUUGGCACAGAUGAUGCUAGUGAUAUAAGACGAGGGAGGGAGGGCAGAAAAGAGACCUGAAAGUAAAUGAUGAAGCUCUGGACAAUGUAAAACGACAACUGACCUACGCACAUGUUUUAGAAACCACACAUCCGCAAUUUUGACUGAAGAGGUAGAGCAGCCAGAAUCUAAACGUUUCAGCUUUGAAAUGGGAACCACGGACUGUCAGAUUUAGAGACACCGACUGAUCCUCCUACUUUAGCAAAGAGGGGGAAACUUCUACAUCAGGCUUCCUCAACCUUGGCCCUCCAGAUGUUUUUGGCCUACAACUCCCGUGAUCCCUAGCUAGCAGGACCAGUGGUCAGGGAUGAUGGGACUGUAGUCUCAAAACAUCUGGAGGGCCGAGGUUGAGGAAGCUUGUUCUAAAUGUACAUGCAGGACACAUUAAAGCCACAUGACCUCAGCCUGGAGAGGGCAGCCCAAUAUCCCGUAGCUUCAGCGAACAUUGCCUUUCUGAACAUCUCCAAAACUGCCACCUUGACAACAGCAUCAUUUCAUUUUUUAUUUUAGCAGCAGAGGAAGGCAGAAGUUGAAGCGUUUUGCCAUUGGAAUAAAAUGUUUCCUGUUAAUCGCAGUGAGCCCUGUGUGUGUGUGUGUUUGUGCAAAGCCAGGAUUAGUCUCCCUAGCUUACUCUCUGC
Messenger RNA from Podarcis lilfordi (Lilford's wall lizard), 12722 nucleotides. Lineage: Eukaryota; Metazoa; Chordata; Lepidosauria; Squamata; Lacertidae. The record is from the annotation of a GenBank genome assembly.